AACUCAUUGAACAAUUGGUCCAAGACCACUUGGGAACAACUCGGAUGUGUCCAUCAACGAGGCGCCUUAGCGAGGCUUGGGAAGCUCGCAGUAUGACGUUGCCCCUAGUCUAUAUGACUUCGGAGGACUUCAGCUAGAGAAAUCGACUUGUUCGGACAAAACACGAGAGAUAUAAUACCUAGAGAUUUCGGACUUCCGUGAUUCAUAUUCGAAAGGUCAUCCACCGUCUGCUCUCAACGACAACAUCUACCAAGCUCAAAGAUUGCUUCGACACUUCUCUCAGCUCCCCCAAACACUCAUCCGAGAUUGAUUCGAACCAAACAGUCAACAUGAAGGAAAUCGAUAACUACUAUGAUCCUUACAGGCCGAACGAGAAAGCAGCUGCCGUGGCCGCAGGUAUCUUCGCCAUUCUCACCAUUGGCCACAUAGUCAUGCUCAUCAGGACGCGAACGUGGUUUUGCAUCGCUUUCAUCAUUGGCGCUAUAUUUGAAAUAGUCGGUUACGUUGCACGUGGAUUAGGACGCGACCGCGGAGAUUCCCUAGGUCUCUAUGUCAUUCAAACGUUGGCCAUUCUCCUUGCCCCGAUUCUCUUCGCCGCUUCCGUCUACAUGUUCCUCGGUCGAAUCAUUCGAGCUACAGGAUGCGCUUCGUAUAGCAUGAUCCGCACGACUUGGCUGACGAAGAUCUUCGUGGGAGGCGAUAUUGUUUGUUUCCUGAUUCAAGGUCUCGGCGGAAGCAUUUUGGCGACAGCGAAGACGAAGGAUAAGUUGGAUCUCGGAAAGUACACCAUUCUCGCUGGGUUGAUCCUUCAAAUUGUCAUCUUCGGAUUAUUCAUGAUUGCGGCGGUCAUCUUCCAUGUUCGAGUGAAUAAGAAAGGACUGGGCAAGAUGGCGAAUUCAUGGAACUGGCAAGGGUUUUUAAUAGCGCUGUACGUCGUCAGUGUUAUCAUCACGAUACGAAAUCUCUUCCGUACCAUUGAAUACGUCAUGGGCAAGGAUGGUUACCUACUCACACAUGAGUGGCCGAUCUACGCUUUCGACGGAGCUUUGAUGGCUAUUGUACUCGCCAUUACUGCCUUCUGGUAUGUCGGCGAUCUCAGCAGAUACGCACAGAUAGCGAAUGUCUCGUCCAGGGAAGGUGUGGAGUUGAUACCGGGAAGUCAGCAAAACACAGCAUACCCCGGACCCGAGUUCCAAGAUAACACAAGUUAUGGCCAGUCCCAUGGGCCUCCUGGGUACCGUAACUACCAUGCGGCAUGAGUUUAGAUAUUGGUCUUUUAAGUUCAGGUGUUAUGGUGCAUAUGGUAGAUAGGAGGACCGUUUAAACAUGUAUCCCAC
Aaosphaeria arxii CBS 175.79 is the source of this 1337-nucleotide messenger RNA. RefSeq names its product RTA1-domain-containing protein. Gene Ontology annotation, cellular component: membrane. Bases 330 to 1259 code for a protein of 309 amino acids. NCBI's taxonomy places the organism in Eukaryota, Fungi, Ascomycota, Dothideomycetes, Pleosporales. The record is from RefSeq and is a predicted model, not a curated record. The transcript has 3 exons.